AUGGCGCCCGAGGCCCCUGCCGACACUGCAGGCCCGUCCUCCCCACCGCCCCAACUCCCCGAAGGCUGGCUCCCGCAAUGGGAAGGCGUCCGAAGACAAUGGUACUAUGUCCAAAGAACGACCGGCAAGUCACAAUGGGAGAUCCCAACCGAGCCGAUCCAUCUGACGCCAUCGACGACACCAUCGAUCGGAGGAGGGCCGUCGCAAGCACCCCACCAAACAAACAAUAGCACUCGUGGGGUGGAGUCCGGGAAUGAUACGGCGGGCGACAACUAUCCCGCUGUGGACAGUGCGAGAAUUUCCAGCUCCCUUGACCCUCAGGUUUAUCUGCAGUCGGAAGCCCCACUGCAUGGAACGGGAGUACCAGGUUGGUAUCCAAACCAGCCUGGUCAGCAUCUGCCCGGCGGGUACGAGCACCAACCAGCAAAUGCGGGGUACGGACCGAACUCAAUCCGACACGACGGCGGGCAAAUUAACGGCGCCCAGCCGGAUUUCUAUACGAACCAGGCCCAUCCCGGUUACCCCCAGGGCACGGUCGCGAAUAUGAGGCCGACGGCAUGGGGUAACAACGGUGGAUUUCGAGGACAGCCUGACGCUUACAAUAUGGGCAUGCAUCCCGACACCUACCAGGGGUAUCCUCCUGGCGCUGCAGCCAUGCAUGGUAACCAGCCUCCAGCAACAUGGACAAUGACCAGCAAUCAGCAAGAGCACAUGAAUCGUGCAAUGGCCGGAGAAAGAGCACCAAAACCGCAGUGGCAAUCAGAGGCUCCCUCAGGACACAUGGGUACUGUCGGGGAUAAAGUUCAUACGUCCACUAUGUCACAGCCAUUCUAUGGUUCGUAUCCGUCGCCUCAGCAUACUGAACAGUCCCCAAGGGAUUAUGGAAAUCGAGGCAUGGUCCCACCCGGGUAUCAGGAUCCCCAACAGUAUCAACCAGCCGUUGAGAAAUUCCCCAGUCAUUCACCGCAGUCCAUGGUUGAUCAAGCCAGAUUCCAGAGCUACCCGGUGUCACGUACGCAAUCACAGCACUCCACGAAAGAUCCUGCCCUGCAAGGAUUUUCGCCAUUGCAGCAGGCGCAGGCCCAAUACCAACAACAACAUCUGAUACGAACACACUCGGGGUCGGAAGUCCCAAAUGUCUGGUCUGGCGGUCAAGGUCAGCACGGGAGCAACCAGCACCCCAACCCCCUAGCUCAGAUCAGCCCGAAUCAGUUUGUGCCAAGGCAUCAAAUGGGACACGAGGGUUCAAAUGGGUAUCCGGACACCGCGCACGCUCACCAAAUGCCCUAUCUCCAGUCCAGCCAUUAUCCAAUGCAGUCUGCGGAGGGAACAGGAAGACCCGCGGGAUCGCAGUUUGUCAGUGGGCCAUGGACCUCCACGCCCCCUUCUUCCGGGCCAUUGUAA
Molecule: messenger RNA, 1404 nt
Organism: Penicillium salamii
Lineage: Eukaryota; Fungi; Ascomycota; Eurotiomycetes; Eurotiales; Aspergillaceae
Source: the annotation of a GenBank genome assembly